AUGGAGCUCGACUAUGUCUAUGCUCGACAACUCGUGCACGCGUACUUUGUCAUGCUGACAGUAGGGUGCAAGCGCGACGACUGCACGAAUGAGAACUGCUGCUCCAAUCCACAGUCUCCGCAACUCACAGCGACCGAAGCCGCCAUCAAAAGUGUUUACUUCGCGACUCAAGCCCCAGAAGAGCUUCAUCCAGAGACUUCUGAAGCGGAAGUGCCGAAGUUUCAGCAGCCUGAAAUCAUCACAACCGAGUCCUCUGCUACAGCUGAAGCCUCGGCUCGCAAAUCGACGCCACGGCGACGGCUUUCCGUUGCGGUGAAGCUGGACAACGGCCUAAACAAGGGCCGGGAAUCGCCAGCAAAGAGGCCCACCAUCAUCACCCGCGUAGCUGUUCAGCCGAAGCACAAGUUGACCAUUGACCCCGCCACGAGCUUGGUGAAGGAUGAUGUCAGACAGCGACGGCUUAGUCGACCGAAGGAGAAGCUCUUCGACGCUAUCAAGAGGAGCUUCUCGCGCACCAAGAAGGCACCACUGGGCUCUGCGUAA
Molecule: messenger RNA, 543 nt
Organism: Phytophthora sojae
Lineage: Eukaryota; Oomycota; Peronosporomycetes; Peronosporales; Peronosporaceae
Exons: 3
Coding region: 1-543 (180 amino acids)
Source: RefSeq, a predicted model, not a curated record